This is a messenger RNA of Acanthisitta chloris (rifleman), 1445 nucleotides long. RefSeq names its product solute carrier family 5 (sodium/choline cotransporter), member 7 (gene SLC5A7). The annotation marks the transcript as partial. The transcript is spliced from 6 exons. Gene Ontology annotation, biological process: acetylcholine biosynthetic process; synaptic transmission, cholinergic; transmembrane transport. Gene Ontology annotation, cellular component: axon; dendrite; perikaryon. Gene Ontology annotation, molecular function: choline:sodium symporter activity. NCBI's taxonomy places the organism in Eukaryota, Metazoa, Chordata, Aves, Passeriformes, Acanthisittidae. The record is from RefSeq and is a predicted model, not a curated record.
GUGGCCUUUUUUUUGCAAAACCAAUGCGAUCCAGAGGUUAUGUGACAAUGCUAGACCCUUUUCAGCAGCUUUAUGGAAAAAGGAUGGGAGGACUACUGUUUAUUCCAGCUUUAAUGGGAGAAAUGUUUUGGGCUGCUGCCAUCUUCUCUGCCUUAGGUGCGACUAUAAGUGUGAUCAUUGACGUUAAUGUCAAUAUUUCAGUCAUUAUUUCUGCCCUGAUUGCAAUUUUGUACACGCUCGUGGGUGGGGUUUAUUCUGUGGCCUACACCGAUGUAGUUCAGCUCUUCUGCAUCUUCCUGGGACUGUGGAUCAGUGUCCCCUUUGCGAUGUCCCAUCCUGCAGUAACAGACAUUGGGCUCACAGCUGUGCACCAGGUGUACCAAGCACCUUGGCUUGGAUCUAUCAAUUCACUUGACAUUUACACAUGGUUGGACAAUUUCUUUUUACUGACAUUAGGAGGAAUCCCAUGGCAAGCAUAUUUCCAAAGAGUCCUUUCCUCAUCUUCUGCCACAUAUGCUCAAGUUCUGUCAUUCCUGGCUGCUUUUGGCUGUCUCGUCAUGGCUAUCCCUGCAGUACUUAUUGGUGCAAUUGGAGCAUCUACAGCUUGGAACCAGACUGAGUAUGGUGUCCCUGACCCCAAGAGUAAAAGAGAAGCAGAUAUGAUUCUACCAAUUGUGCUCCAGUACCUUUGCCCAGUCUAUAUCUCAUUCUUUGGCCUUGGUGCUGUUUCUGCUGCUGUGAUGUCCUCAGCUGACUCUUCAAUCUUAUCAGCAAGUUCUAUGUUUGCUCGGAACAUUUACCAACUUUCCUUUCGGCAAAAUGCUUCAGACAGAGAAAUUGUGUGGGUCAUGAGAAUCACUGUUCUUCUGUUUGGAGCAUCAGCAACAGCAAUGGCACUGCUGGCUUCGUCAGUGUAUGGCCUGUGGUACCUCAGCUCUGACCUUGUUUAUAUCAUCAUAUUCCCCCAGCUGCUCUGUGUGUUGUUUAUUAAAGGAACCAACACCUAUGGUGCCAUUGCAGGAUACUUAUUUGGCCUUUUCCUCAGAAUAACUGGAGGAGAACCUUACCUCUACCUUCAGCCCUUGAUCUUCUAUCCUGGCUGGUAUCAAGAUGAUAACAAUAUCUAUGUCCAGCGAUUCCCUUUUAAAACUCUUGCUAUGCUCACCUCCUUCUUUACUAACGUUAUAGUCUCCUACUUAGCCAAAUACUUAUUUGAAAGUGGGACUUUGCCACCAAAGCUGGACUUCCUUGAUGCUGUUGUUGCCAGGUACAGUAGAGAACACAUGGACAAAACAACUCUUGUAAAAAGUGACAAUAUUGUAUUAAAUGAACUUGCACCUGUGAAUCCACGACACAGUCUAACUCUGAGCUCAACUUUCACGAACAAGGAAGCCUUCAACUAUGUUGAUUCGAGUCCAGAGCUCUCCAACACUGAAGACAAUUAA